Messenger RNA from Brettanomyces nanus, 1140 nucleotides. RefSeq lists its product as uncharacterized. The record is from RefSeq and is a predicted model, not a curated record. Lineage: Eukaryota; Fungi; Ascomycota; Pichiomycetes; Pichiales; Pichiaceae. Bases 1 to 1140 code for a protein of 379 amino acids. Gene Ontology annotation, molecular function: sarcosine oxidase activity; saccharopine oxidase activity; flavin adenine dinucleotide binding. The transcript has 2 exons.
AUGAUUAAAAGCAAGUUCUACUCCGAUCUGGCGAUGGAGAGUUUGGGAAAAUGGAAAUCUGAUCCUAUUUAUAAGACAGCGUUUCAUGAAACUGGAAUUAUCUAUGGCGGUUCUUCUAAAGAAACGAUCAAGUCUGCCAUUGAUAGAUAUGAAACACUCAAAAAAGAAGGAUACACCGAUCUACAGCUUCUUGAUACUGAAAAAAAAUUUAUUGAAAUCAUCAAGGACACCGGUAUGGACUCUCUUUCUUUAAAAGAAUCCCAGAGAUUUAAAGGCUGGAAAGGUUUUUACCAGAAGAAAAAUUGUGGUUGGACUUAUGCAGCUUUAGCCUUGCAAAACGCUUGCAGAGAAUGCAAGAGAUUGGGAGCCAAGUUUAUUAUUGAUUCUGUGGAGGAAUUGAAUUUUAAUCAUGAUGGAAAUUGUACUGGGGUCCUUACCUUUUCAGGCCAAACAAUAUUUGCUGAGAGAGUCGUCAUCACCGCAGGUGCCAAUUCUUACAAAUUCUUGGAUUAUAAAGGUCAGCUUUUGGCUAAAUGCUGGACUGUCGGUCAUAUCAAGCUAAAGAAAGAGGAAUUAGAAGCAUUGAAAGGGUGUCCUGUAGUUCUUAACUUGGAUAAAGGUUUUUUCUUUGAACCAGAUGAAUUUGGAGAUUUGAAGUUCUGUAACGAAUUUCCGGGGUAUAUCAAUUUGAAGAACCAUAAAAUGUCUGAAGGAAAAAUCUCUGUACCUGUCUACAAGGACAAAAUUCCUAAAGAAGCAGAAACACUUAUGCGGGAUUUCUUGUCAGAUGUUCUACCAAGUAUUGCAAAUCGAAAGUUUAACGUUGCCAAGAUUUGCUGGUGCACAGACUCACCAGACAGACAUUUCCUCAUCUGCGAGCACCCCGACCACAAGGGACUCAUUUUAGGAACAGGCGAUUCCGGUCAAGGUUUCAAAUAUAUGCCAAUUAUUGGUAAAUAUAUUGCAGCAGUUACUAGGAAAGGAAACGAGGGAUUAUGCGAAGAGAAAAGAGAAGCAUGGAGAUGGAGACCAGAAACAGCGGCGAACAGAGAUAUUUAUGCAUUACAAGAAAGAGCUGGAGGCUCCAACAAAAUUAAAGAUUUGAAAGACGUUGGAUCAUGGACUAAUGGAUCCGAAUAA